UUCGUGCUAAUCGGAGCACGGGAUCCGGAACGAACGACCGCAAGCAAACUGGCUCAUUUGAUGACCCGAGUCGAGGCGUUGGCCUCUGCCCCGCCCGGGGCACUGCUGAUCUCUUUUCAAAUUCAACCGAACUGUUGGAAAAUGAUGGCCAGUGUCUAUCCGGAAGAACGACUGAGUGAUGUGAUACAGGAACAAGUGGCGGCCGGUUUUAUCCCUCUCGUUCAGGUAAUAAUUCCCUUUGCGAAACUGAUUUCAAAAUGGGCUAUUCCGGUUGUUAACUGGAAUUUUUAUUGUUUUUUUGCGACAUUUUACGAUCAACAUGGUUCCUGUUUUGUUCCCUAUAGACGUGCGAGUGACACGAGCGACUCUCGCUUAGCCGCCAACAAUAACGUCGAGAGAGAACACAGCUUGAGACAACAGUCAGAGUGUGUUUUUUGA
This is a messenger RNA of Echinostoma caproni, 438 nucleotides long. NCBI's taxonomy places the organism in Eukaryota, Metazoa, Platyhelminthes, Trematoda, Plagiorchiida, Echinostomatidae. The record is from the annotation of a GenBank genome assembly.